Messenger RNA from Podarcis muralis (Common wall lizard), 1358 nucleotides. NCBI's taxonomy places the organism in Eukaryota, Metazoa, Chordata, Lepidosauria, Squamata, Lacertidae. The record is from RefSeq and is a predicted model, not a curated record.
UUGAAAGGCUGGAUUCUUAGAGAGGCAGGAAAUGGGGGAACAGGGGGAUGUCAAUAGUGGGAGCAACUUCCUGCCUUGCGUUCCCCCCACCCUCCACGAAAUGUUUCUGCAAAAGCGGCUUGUGAAUGCUGUUUGCCAGAAGCUGCAGGCAGGGUAAGUGGUUUGUCAUCCACCUGCUUCUGAAUGACCUUUCUGUGGGCGGGGAAUGAGGCAUCUCUGAAGGAGCCCUUCUGAACCCCCUUUUGUGUGGACACAGCAGCUCUGGUUCCCAGCGGCGUUGCGGGACGUGGGCAAGAGGCCUCGGGCUAAGCCUGGGAGGCGGGAUGGCGGUGGAGCAAGCAGAUAGGUCUCCUUCCCUGACUCUCCAGCUGCAGGCCGUGCCGGAUGAAAGCAAGGACCCAGAGAUGAAGAUGGAGCCAGAGGUGCUUCAGGGCCUCAAAGAGGCAACAGGGGCAGGAGACAGCUCCCCAGACUCCCAGUCAGCGGCCAUCGGGGUCCCCAAAUGCUGGGAAGAGCUGCAGCGCGUUAAGCAGGAGCCAGGUGAGGGUCUGUCGUCGCUCCGCUGGGAAGCCCAGUGGCAGGAAUUCCUGAAGGCGGUGCAGACCCCUCACUCUGGCGAGGGCAACCCACAGCUGCCAGAAGCCGUGCCGUGGGGUGAAGGCAAGAAGGCACUGUCACGCUGUGAGAGGGCAGAGGCCAUCAGCCAGAGGACUCAAGAACAGAGCCAGGAUGGGGUCCUUCCUUUCAACAGAGCAGCCCAGCAGGCUGAUGGGAGGGCGGGCGCCACUGGCGAUGUCGGACCAGCGAUAAAGAUGGAGUCCGCCAGCGCAGAGGCCCAGCGUCGGCUCUUCAGGCAGCUCUGCUACCGGGACGCCCGGAGUCCUCGCGAGGUCUACGGGCGGCUCCGGGAACUGUGUGCGCAGUGGCUGAAGCCAGAGAGGAGCACGAAGGAGCAGAUCCUGGACCUGGUGAUCCUGGAGCAGUUCCUGGCUGUCCUGCCCUCGGAAAUGGGGAGCUGGGUGAAGGAGCGAGGCUCGGAGAGCUGCGUCCAGGCCGUGGCCCUGGCAGAGGAAUUCCUCCUGAGGCACCAGGAGGCGGAGAAAGCGGGAGGGCAGGUGCCAGGGGCCUUCCAAGAGGCUGCUGUGACCUUCGCUGGAAAUGUGGAGGCAUCGCCGGAAACCACCCAGAGGCAGCUUGGUGGGGAGUUCAAGCGGGAAAAUGAGGGGGUCUCCAGCGUGCUGGGUAAGGGCUCACCCCCCGCCGUGAAUUGUCGUUUCAACAGGUGACAGGGACCAGUGUGCUACUGGUGGAGAACUAUUCUGGGUCCCGCAAGGAAGAGCGAUGGGUCAGGAGCUGGA